GAGUAUUGAUAUAUAUGAGAGAAGGUAGAAAAGUGCUCAUUGAUCCCCCAUCUGCAGCUUUGAGCUACACUCUGCUUGUUAGUAAAACAAAAUGAGUAUGACCGUUGCUAUUAUUAUCCUUUUCAGCCAUUUGCAUAUGGUUAACAUAGAAGCUGCACCAUCCUUUACAGGACCGAAUAAUUUCACGUUUGAUGUAUUUGAUCAGACCAAGGAUAACAAUUACUUACAGUUUCAAGGGGAGUCAUCCAUUGUAUACGGAGCGCUUCAGAUAACCCCAGACACAGUCAGCCAACUCGACAAACUCACUAACAAGGCCGGCCGCAUUAUGUAUUCAAAGCCCUUCAAGCUGUGGUCGUCCGAUGACAACCAUGCCUCCUUCAACUCAAGUUUCGACAUAAACAUUUACAGAGAGCUGAACUGGACUGCUGGCCAUGGUCUUGCCUUUCUCAUAGCCCCGGAUACCUCGAUACCGGCAGCAAGUUUCGGGCAAUGGCUUGGCCUCACCAAUGUUGACACUGAUGGUAACCAUACUAACCAGAUCGUGGCUAUAGAAUUUGAUACAAAAAAGCAAGACUACGAUCCUGAUGACAACCAUAUUGGCCUCAACAUAAACUCCGUUAGAUCAAACAAGACUAUCUCUCUCGAUGUUCAUGGUAUCAAAUUAUCCCCCGAAGAAAGCACCAAUCACUCUGUCUGGGUCCAGUAUAAUGGCAAGUCCAAGCUAAUGAAGGUUUACAUGGCAAAACAAGGGGAACAAAAGCCUGAAAAGCCUCUUCUCAGCGAGACCAUAAACCUGAAAAACUAUGUUAAUCAACAAUCUUACUUUGGGUUUGCUGCUUCUACAGGUGAUUAUCCAGAGAUCGAGUUGCAUUGUGUCUUGAAAUGGAGCUUAGAGGUAGAUGUUCUAAAGAAGGAAAGUGAUUUGAUUUCAUUGAAGAUAGGUCUUGGGGUAGGAGUCCCUGCAGGUGUGAUAUUGUUGGUUCUAUGCGGUGUUGUAUACGUGAAGAAGCGAAGAAGAACUGAUGAGGAGCCUAUCUUUUUUGAUAAGAGCUUGAGUUGGUUGCCUGAGAUGCCCAAGGAAUUCAAGUAUAAGGAUAUAAAGAAGGCUACCAACAACUUCCAUGAGAGUAUGAGGUUGGGUAAAGGUGGGUUUGGAAUUGUUUACAAAGGAAUUCUGAACAUCAAGGAUCAUAAUACUGCUACUGAAAUAGCUGUAAAGCAAUUCUCCAGAGACAAAAUCAAAGGGAAAGAUGAUUUCUUAGCUGAGCUCACCAUUAUUUACCGCCUUCGCCAUAAACAUCUUGUUCGCUUAAUUGGGUGGUGCUAUGAUAAGGGGAAGCUACUAUUGCUGUACGACUUUAUGCCAAAUGGUAGUCUUGAUAAACACCUGUAUGAGGCUUCCAACCACAACACUUUGAAUUGGGAACGUCGAUACAAGAUACUAGCAGAUGUAGCAUCAGCACUGCAUUAUUUGCACAAUGAGUAUGACCAGAAGGUUGUGCACCGUGACCUCAAGGCCAGCAACAUCUUGCUUGACUCCAACUACAAUGCUCGCCUGAGCGACUUCGGCCUUGCUCGAGCCUUGGAUAAUGGAAGGAACUCUUAUGCUGAACUAGGAUUACCUGGAGUUGCCGGCACCAUGGGCUAUGUUGCUCCGGAGUGCUUCCACACAGGGAAAGCUACACCGGAAUCCGAUGUAUUUGGUUUUGGUGCAGUGGUACUUGAGGUAGUGUGUGGGAGAAGUCCAGCGACCGGGAUCGAUCACCAUGAAUGUUUCUAUUCCUUGGUUGAUUGGGUUUGGAUGUUGCAUCGUGAAGGCAACAUGCAAGAAGCUGUAGAUGAGAGGCUCGGCAAUGAGUAUGUGGUUGAUGAAGUAGAGAGGCUUUUACUUUUGGGGCUUGCAUGUUCACAUCCCAUUGCCAGUGAGAGGCCUCAAGCACAGGCUAUAUGCCAGAUUAUAGGUGGAACUAUGUCGGCCCCUCACGUGCCUCCAUUCAAACCUUUCUUCAGAUGGCCUUUGAUGGAUGCUUCCUUCAGCACCCCUGAGAGUACAGUUUCUACUACAACAUUGUCUUCCAAAGGUUGUUCUGUAACUUCCGUUAACGUUAUUGCAGAAGGCUGAAGCUCAUCCUAUAGUUCACUUCUUUAAUUAAGCUCCUGGCGUUAGUAGGCACUUUUCUUUUGCAUUAUAAUGGUAAGUUUUUGAAAGAUACCCAUUUGUUCUCAGAAAGUAUUGAAUAUGGCACUAAUGUCUCUUCAAUUCUGUACAAGUUCAACCUUAGCCUUAUUACCUGUAUGUUCUUGUGAGAUUCAUGCUUGCAAUAUAGGCUAAUGGGUAUUCAUAACCAAUGUAAUCUCUUUUUUAACUCAAGAUGUCCUCUGCAAGAAAUCCUUUCUUUUUGUUUCUCUGUUUAUUUA
This is a messenger RNA of Alnus glutinosa, 2418 nucleotides long. RefSeq names its product probable L-type lectin-domain containing receptor kinase S.5. Gene Ontology annotation, molecular function: protein kinase activity; carbohydrate binding; ATP binding. Gene Ontology annotation, biological process: protein phosphorylation. The record is from RefSeq and is a predicted model, not a curated record. NCBI's taxonomy places the organism in Eukaryota, Viridiplantae, Streptophyta, Magnoliopsida, Fagales, Betulaceae. Bases 92 to 2122 code for a protein of 676 amino acids. The transcript is spliced from 2 exons. Gene Ontology annotation, cellular component: plasma membrane.